Medicago truncatula (barrel medic) is the source of this 3544-nucleotide messenger RNA. Its product is annotated as probable LRR receptor-like serine/threonine-protein kinase At3g47570. Gene Ontology annotation, biological process: protein phosphorylation. Gene Ontology annotation, molecular function: protein kinase activity; protein binding; ATP binding. The record is from RefSeq and is a predicted model, not a curated record. Lineage: Eukaryota; Viridiplantae; Streptophyta; Magnoliopsida; Fabales; Fabaceae. Bases 272 to 3442 code for a protein of 1056 amino acids. The transcript is spliced from 3 exons.
GCAAGCGUGGAGUUAAAAUGUCCACAUAAUCACAUAUAUAGCACUGUCACUUCACUUUGGCUCCCAUGUGCCCUGCUUGGCUGCUUCUGUGUAUGUUCAAGCAAUUCACUUGACUUUGGAAUAUAAUAUCUUUUUGUAUGUGUGAAGUUAAUAAAAAUUCAACACUAACUCUUACCAUCAGUAUUUAAAUGCAUGCUUCUUCAUUAUUUCCCACAUAAUUAUCAAAACCAAAACAAAACUAUUUAUCAUAAACCUCUUUGUCCUAAACAAAAUGAAGUCAUUUUCUUGCUUGUCAAGGAUACUUAUGUACAUACACCUUCAUCUUCUUUUUCUGUUUACCUUAAAUAUAAUGUGGUUUGGUACAAACAAAACUGUGGCAGUGGCAUUAGGAAACCAAACUGAUUAUUUGUCAUUGCUUAAAUUCAAAGAAUCAAUAUCCAAUGAUCCAAAUGGAGUCUUAGAUUCUUGGAAUUUUUCCAUCCAUUUAUGUAAGUGGCGUGGAGUCACAUGCAGCUCUAUGCAACAAAGAGUUAUAGAGUUGAACCUUGAAGGAUAUCAGUUGCAUGGAUCCAUAUCACCAUAUGUAGGCAAUCUUACUUUUCUUACAACCUUGAAUCUCAUGAACAACAGCUUCUAUGGAACAAUCCCGCAGGAGUUGGGUCAGUUGCUACAAUUGCAACAACUUUAUCUCAUCAAUAACUCUUUUGCAGGAGAAAUUCCUACAAACCUGACACAUUGCUCCAAUCUCAAAGAGUUACGUUUGGGAGGAAACAAUUUGAUUGGCAAAAUACCGAUUGAAAUUGGCUCUUUGAAAAAGCUUCAAUAUGUGACCAUUUGGAAAAACAAAUUAACCGGAGGAAUUCCUUCAUUCGUAGGGAAUCUUUCAUGCUUAACGCGUUUUUCAGUUACUUCAAACAACUUAGAAGGGGAUAUUCCACAAGAAACAUGUCGUCUCAAAAAUUUGAGAGGUUUAUUUAUGGGUGUAAACUAUUUGUCUGGUAUGAUUCCUUCUUGUCUUUACAAUAUCUCAGCACUUACUGAACUCUCACUAACCAUGAAUAGAUUUAAUGGCUCACUUCCACCCAACAUGUUUUACACCCUCCCUAAUCUCAAAUCUUUUGAACCUGGAGGAAAUCAAUUCUCAGGUCCAAUCCCUGUUUCCAUUGCAAAUGCUUCUUCCCUACAAAUAAUUGAUUUAGGUCAAAACAAUUUGGUUGGACAAGUUCCAAGUCUAGAGAAGUUACCAGAUCUUUACUGGCUGAGUUUGGAAUACAACUAUUUCGGUAACAAUUCAACUAUAGAUUUAGAGUUUUUAAAAUAUUUGACAAACUGUAGUAAACUAGAAAAGCUUUCUAUAUCUAAUAAUAAGUUUGGAGGUAGUUUGCCAAAUUUCAUUGGCAAUUUAUCCACCCAUCUUAGACAGCUAUAUCUUGGAGGUAAUAUGAUAACAGGAAAAAUUCCCAUGGAAAUAGGAAAUUUGGUUGGCUUAACUCUCUUGUCCAUGGAACUUAACCAAUUUGAUGGAAUUGUUCCGUCUACUUUAGGGAAGUUCCAAAAUAUGCAAAUUUUGGAUCUAAGCGAAAACAAGUUGUCAGGAUAUAUACCACCCUUCAUAGGCAAUCUCAGUCAAUUGUUUAGGUUGGCUGUACACAGUAACAUGUUUCAAGGAAAUAUUCCUCCAAGCAUAGGAAAUUGUCAAAAGUUACAAUACCUAGAUCUUUCUCAUAAUAAACUUAGUGGAUCCAUACCUUUAGAGAUUUUUAAUCUUUUUUAUUUAUCAAAUUUAUUGAACUUGUCGCAUAACUCUUUGAGUGGUAGCUUACCAAGAGAAGUGGGUAUGCUAAAAAAUAUUAAUAUGCUAGAUGUAUCUGAGAAUCAACUAUCUUCUUAUCUUCCUAGAACAGUUGGUGAAUGUAUAAGUUUAGAAUACCUUCUUUUGCAAGGUAACUCCUUCAAUGGAACAAUACCUUCCUCUUUGGCUUCUCUCAAAGGUCUUCGAUAUUUAGACCUUUCAACAAAUCAAUUGUCUGGAUCAAUUCCUGAUGUUAUGCAGGAUAUCUCAUGUUUAGAACACUUGAAUGUUUCUUUUAACAUGCUGGAAGGUGAGGUCCCGACAAAUGGUGUCUUUAGAAAUGCAUCCAAAGUAGCAAUGAUUGGAAACAAUAAGCUUUGUGGAGGUAUUUCUCAGCUGCAUCUAGCACCAUGCCCUAUCAAGGGUAGGAAACACCCAAAACACCAUAUAUUCAGGCUGAUAGCAGUGAUAGUUAGCAUGGUUUCUUUUCUUCUCAUAUUUUUAUUUAUUAUAACUAUCUACUGGGUAAGGAAAAUAAAUCAAAAAAGAUCUUUCGAUUCACCACCAAAUGAUCAAGAAGCUAAGGUUUCAUUCCGAGACUUAUACCAAGGAACCGAUGGGUUCUCAGAUAGAAACUUGAUCGGAUCAGGAAGUUUUGGUGAUGUGUACAGAGGAAAUCUUGUGUCAGAAGACAAUGUUGUUGCUAUAAAGGUCUUCAACCUCCAAAACAAUGGAGCUCACAAGAGUUUCAUUGUUGAAUGUAAUGCACUAAAAUUUAUUAGACACCGAAAUUUAGUUAAGAUUUUAACAUGUUGUUCUAGUACAGAUUACAAAGGUCAAGAAUUUAAAGCCCUAGUUUUUGAUUACAUGAAAAAUGGAAGCUUAGAACAAUGGUUGCAUCCCAAGGUUUUAAAUGAAGAGCAUACAGCAACAUUGGACCUCAGUCAUAGAUUAAACAUCAUUAUGGAUGUUGGUUCUGCAUUACAUUAUCUUCAUAAUGAAUGUGAGCAAUUGGUCCUUCAUUGUGAUAUAAAGCCAAGCAAUGUCCUACUUGAUGAUGAUAUGGUUGCACAUGUGAGUGAUUUUGGCAUAGCAAGACUUGUCUCGGCCAUUGGUGGUUCCUCUCAUAAGAAUACUAAGACAAUUGGAAUUAAAGGGACUGUUGGCUAUGCUCCUCCAGAGUAUGGGAUGGGUGCUGAAGUAUCCACAUGUGGUGAUAUGUAUAGCUUUGGAAUCCUUAUGUUGGAAAUGCUUACCGGUAGAAGACCCACUGAUGAGGCAUUUGAAGAUGAUCAAAAUCUACAUAACUUUGUUGCAACACUGUUUCCUGCUAAUCUUAUAAAGAUCUUGGACCCACAUCUUGUGUCAAAAUAUGCAGAAGUAGAAAUACAAGAUGGAAAGAGUGAGAAUCUUAUUCCAAGUUUAAAGGAGUGCUUAGUUUCACUUUUUAGGAUUGGACUUCUUUGUUCAAUGGAAUCACCCAAAGAAAGAAUGAAUAUUGUGGAUGUUACUAGAGAACUUAACACAAUCCAUAAAGCCUUUCUCACUGGUUUUCUGUUACAGCCCAAAUAUGUUAAUCCCCAAGUCCAAGUUGCAUUAGAUAUUUUAGGUCACGAGUCAAGCUCUCUUGAAGGAUCUGGAUCAGUCUAAUUGGAGGAGUCAUGGUUAGUUUGUUAGGAUUAUGAAAUGCUAUAUAUAAAUGUAUGAUUAUCAAGAAUGAAUAUGAAGGAAAGUUUCUCAACUGGUUAGUCA